Prionailurus viverrinus (fishing cat) is the source of this 2651-nucleotide messenger RNA. It is a transcript of the gene SLC22A14, whose product is annotated as solute carrier family 22 member 14. Gene Ontology annotation, cellular component: membrane. Gene Ontology annotation, biological process: transmembrane transport. The record is from RefSeq and is a predicted model, not a curated record. The coding region runs from base 587 to 2446 and encodes 619 amino acids. Gene Ontology annotation, molecular function: transmembrane transporter activity. Lineage: Eukaryota; Metazoa; Chordata; Mammalia; Carnivora; Felidae. The transcript is spliced from 14 exons.
ACCUGGCAAUUGUGGGGUUGCGUUCUCAGCACAGAUGCGGACAGGAGCCUGCAGGGGCCUGUUCAGCUGUGACGAGUCUGUGGAAGGAACAGGCUGCCCUCACAGGAAGUGUGAGUUCCCAGAAUAUAAUCAAAGAGGAAGUUAUGCUGAUGGUGCUUGUUUUUUUAAUUCUGCAAAAAUGUUCAAGUGAAAGUGGCAUGCACUACAGAUACUCUCCUCCAGAGCUGUGUUUUUAUUCCUGAUUGAUUGUAUCCUGAAGAAGUCAAAGCUGCGUAAUAUUCCACUGGGCAGAUACACUGUCAUUUAUUCAACCACUCUCCUACGUAUGGACAUUGAUGUUGUUCCCAAUAUUUCAUAAUACCAUCAAAGCUGCAGGGAGUAAUCUCGCACCCAUGUAUUUUCUUACCGUCAGAAGUGUAUCUGCAGAGUAAAUUCCUAGAAGUGGGAUUGCCGAGUCAAAAAGCUUAACAGAGAAGGCUUCUUUCUGCUUCUGCUGGUGCCCAACCCAGGAGCUCUUUCAGCUCCACUGAGGAUUUCAGCUCAACACAGUUUUAAGCAUCGUUUCCCACCUCGCUGCUGUUCCAAGAUGUCAGGAGAAAGCAACUGCAAGGUAAAACACAGAUCCCACCACCCUUCCAAGAACUUGAACCAGCACGAGGCACAAGAACACUCCAAUUCCUGGUCUCUGGAGAUGCUGUUACGCAGACUGAGGGCCACAGAAGCCAACCAGGAUGACAAGUUUGCCCACGUCCUUGAUGCGGUGGGGGAGUUCGGCACAUUCCAGCGGAGACUGGUGGUCCUUACCUUCAUCCCCAACAUCCUGUUGGCCUUCUUUAUCUCUGCCGAUGUCUUCGUGUUCACAGCCCAGAAGCCCUAUUGUAAUACCAGCUGGAUCCUAGCAGUGGGCCCCAACCUCACAGAGGCUGAGCAGAUGAACCUGACCCUGCCCCGAGAACCCAAUGGAAGUUUCCAGACCUGCCUCAUGUACUUGCCCGUAGCCUGGGACCUGGAUUCUAUCAUCCAGUUUGGCCUCAACCACACAGAGUCAUGCCAAGAUGGGUGGAUCUACCCUGACACCAAGAAGCGAUCGCUGGUCAAUGAGUUUGACUUGGUGUGUGGCAAGGAGCAGAACUCGGAGAGCAUGCAGACCAUGUUCACCGCGGGCGUCCUGACCGGGUCCCUCAUCUUCGGACUCAUGAGUGACAAGCUGGGCCGCUACCCCACCAUCCUGAUGUCGCUGCUGGGGCUGAUCAUCUUCGGCUUCGGGACAGCCUUCGUCAACACCUUUCACCAGUACCUGUUCUUCCGCUUCGGCGUGUCCCAGGCCUUGGUGGGCUACACCAUCAGCAGCGUGUCUUUAGCCACUGAGUGGCUAGUGGCUGAGCACCGGUCCCAUGCCAUCAUCCUGGAACACUGCUUUUUCUCUGUGGGAGUCAUGUUCCUGACAGGGCUUGCCAACAGCCUUCCCCACUGGCGGCUGCUGUUUCUGGUGGGUGGCGCACCUGUGUUCCCCCUCAUCUUCUAUAUCUGGAUCCUGCCGGAGUCCCCACGGUGGCUGUUGAUGAACGGGAAGUUGGAGGAAGCGAAGCAGAUGCUGUGCUACGCGGCUGGCGUGAACAAGAAGACCAUUCCCCUAAGUCUGCUGGACAAGCUCCAGCUGCCCAGAAAGAAGGUGACUAAGGCGUCUGUCCUGGACUUCUAUAACAAUAGGCACCUCCGAAAGGUGACCCUGGUGAUGGGCUGUGUGUGGUUUACUGUCAGUUACAGCUAUUUUACGCUGUGCUUCAAGUUGAAGGAUUUUGCCAUGAACAUCCACUUCAGACAAGUGAUUCCUGGCAUCAUGGAGGUGCCCGCCCGGCUGUGCUGCAUCUUUCUCCUCGAGCAGAUCGGGAGGAAGUGGAGCCUGGUUGUGAGCCUCUUCCAAGGCACCCUGAUGUGCCUGCUUAUCCUUAUCCUCCCCCCAGAGCUGAAAUCCAUAAUGGUCUUGAUGGUCGCGCUUGGAGAGUUCAGCCUGGCGGCCUCGGUCACCGUGUUCUUCGUCUACACCGCUGAGCUCCUGCCCACGGUCCUCAGGGCGACAGGUCUGGGGCUGGUGUCCCUGGCCUGGGCAGCUGGAGCCAUCUCGUCCCUGAUGAUCAUCAGCCAGAGACUCACCCUCCUCCCCAUCCUCCUCUGCUGCGUCUCAGCCAUCCUGGCCUUGUUCUUCUGCUCCAUGUUGCCAGAAACGCAAGACCAGCCUCUCCCUGAUGUCCUGGAGCACUACCCCCUACAGACAAGGAACAUGGCUGAGGAACUGCUCGCCAAGGAAGUGGCACCCGAAGGUGGGACUGGAGACGUGGUGAGGAACACGGUUCUCGAUUCCACGAUGCUGAAACUGGACUCCAACGUUCUCUCCCACACACCUGUGCCGGGCAGAGCACGGGACACAGACCCACGGAAUGACUGAGGUCCAGGCCCCCGGACGAUCUCGACCGGAGCCGAGUGGCUGGGUAUGGGGCCGUGGACUCCCGGCCACGAACUCCAGGGGCCCAGUCCAGCUCGGGGGGCAGGGCAGUCCUGCUCCAAGGCCAGCCCUCGAGCCCCGAAAAUGGUCCCUCCUGGGUGAGCUAGGGUGUGAUUCAUGGCAAUAAAUGUGCCGUGGUUGGACUUGA